CAACGGCCAGCCUCAGCAAUAUUUAGUAGUUGAACUCCUAAGGCGAAAUUGAGGAUGAAUGUCUUGAUGAGGAACUUAGUAAUAUUAAACAGUUGCUGAGUGAAAGUGGUUGUCCAGAAAAGUUCAUUGAUAAGAAUAUGAAUGUAAACCCGAAGCAGUUCAAGGUACCAACACUUCCUAAAAACGCCUUAUUCUUACAGAUGCAGUUCCUUGGGGACAAAACCAGUGAGAUACUAACACAGUGCCUUAGAAAUGCUGUGAAAAGAGCAUUCCCUGCUGCCGAAUCACGCUGUGUCUUCAAAACCACUCCUCCUUUGCGUUCGGGAGUAAAAGAUAAACUGUCUAAUUUCGCCUCUUCCAUGUGUAUCUACCAAUUUAACUGCUCUUGUGGACCCAGUUACAUAGGCCGUACAAUCAGAAGUGUUUGUCAUCGAAUUUCCAAACAUCACCCUGCAAAGUGGUUAAGUAGUAAAGGACAAACAAAAUCUAUUCGUAGCGCUAUCAUAUCUCAUCUUUUUUAUUGAAAAUUUGCAUCACUAAAAUAUUUUAAAAACUUGUACUUCACUGAA
Messenger RNA from Trichobilharzia regenti, 569 nucleotides. The record is from the annotation of a GenBank genome assembly. Lineage: Eukaryota; Metazoa; Platyhelminthes; Trematoda; Strigeidida; Schistosomatidae.